Messenger RNA from Cyclopterus lumpus (lumpfish), 4440 nucleotides. RefSeq names its product peroxidasin. Gene Ontology annotation, biological process: response to oxidative stress. Gene Ontology annotation, molecular function: protein binding; peroxidase activity; heme binding. The record is from RefSeq and is a predicted model, not a curated record. Bases 1 to 4440 code for a protein of 1479 amino acids. NCBI's taxonomy places the organism in Eukaryota, Metazoa, Chordata, Actinopteri, Perciformes, Cyclopteridae. The transcript is spliced from 23 exons.
AUGGCGCUGCGAGCUGGCCAGCUCUUUUCUCCGUGUCUCCUCGCCGCAGCUUUGUUAUUGCUCGCGAGCGGACCGCAGUUUGCGCUUUGUUGUCCGAGUCGCUGUUUAUGCUUCCGAACCACCGUGAGAUGUAUGCAUCUAAACCUGGAAACCGUGCCGGCAGUUUCUCCUCAGACUACCAUUCUAGACCUGAGGUUCAAUAAAAUCAAGGAUUUACAACCAGCCUCCUUCAGACGAUUAAAGAACCUCAACACACUCCUCCUCAACAACAAUCAUAUACGAAGGGUCCCCAGGGGAGCAUUUGAAGACCUGGAAAACCUCAAAUAUCUCUAUUUGUACAAGAAUGAAAUCCAAUCAAUUGACAGACAAGCAUUUAAGGGGCUUGUCUCUCUUGAGCAACUGUACCUGCACUUCAACAACAUUGAGUCUUUGGAACCAGAAUCAUUCACUCACCUACCAAAGCUGGAACGACUGUUUUUGCACAACAACAGAAUCUCCCAGCUCGUCCCGGGAACCUUCUCUCAUCUUCAGGCCAUGAAGCGACUGCGACUGGAUUCCAAUGCGUUGAACUGUGACUGUGAGCUGCUGUGGCUGGCUGACCUGCUGAAGCAGUAUGCUGAGUCAGGCAAUGCUCAGGCUGCUGCCACCUGCGACUACCCCAGCCGCCUACAGGGCCGAUCUGUGGCAACGCUCACUGCAGAGGAGCUCAACUGUGAGGUACCUCGGAUCACCUCAGAGCCUCAGGAUGUCGAUGUGACAUCGGGGAACACUGUCUACUUCACCUGUCGGGCUGAAGGCAACCCGAAACCCCAGAUCAUCUGGCUCAGGAACAACAACGCUCUGAACAUGCGCGAUGACAGCCGUCUAAACCUGCUGGAGGACGGGACGCUGAUGAUUCAGGACACCAGGGAGACAGACCAGGGAGUCUACCAGUGUAUGGCCAAAAACGUGGCCGGCGAGGUUAAGACUUCACAGGUCACGCUGCGAUACUUUGGAGCCCCCUUACGGCCAAGUUUUGUGAUCCAGCCCCAGAACACCGAGGUGCUGGUGGGAGAGAGUGUGACCCUGGAGUGUAGCGCCACGGGCCAGCCGCAGCCCCGGGUCUCCUGGACCAAGGGCGAUCGCACGCCCCUGCCCAACGACGCCCGUGUCAACAUCACCCCCUCUGGAGGGCUUUACAUCCAGAACGUGGACCAGGCAGAUGGGGGACAGUACACCUGUUUUGCAUCGAAUAAUGUUGAUACUAUACACGCUACGGCGUAUAUCAUCGUACAAGCGAUCCCCCAGUUCACGGUCACUCCACAGGACCAGUCCGUCCUGGAGGGUCACACGGUGGACUUCCCCUGUGAGGCAAGUGGUUACCCCAAGCCGGUAAUUGCCUGGACACGUGGGGGCAGUCCGUUACCCCUCGACCGCCGUUACGUGGUCCUGGCCUCCGGCACUCUCCGCAUCACUCGGGUGGCGGCCCACGACGAGGGCCAGUAUGAGUGCCAGGCGGUCAGCCCUGUGGGGACUGUGCGCACCGCUGUGCAGCUCAGCAUCCAGCAAAGAGUAACGCCUGUUUUCACAAAUGCUCCAAGGGACGUGACGGUGGAGUCUGGCCAGGAUGUCCAGAUUCCCUGCAGCGCUCAGGGCCAGCCACAACCUGCCCUCACCUGGAACAAGGAUGGUGUGCAGGUGACAGAGAGUGGAAAGUUCCACAUCAGCCCCGAGGGUUAUCUCGAGGUGAGAGACGUGGGCACUGCUGACGCCGGUCGCUACGAGUGUGUCGCACGCAAUCCCAUCGGCUACCAGGUUGCCAGCAUGGUGCUCACUGUCACAGUUCCUGCAGUCAGCAGACAGGGCGACACCUUUGUGAGCACGUCCAUCGAGCAGGCCAUCCGCAACGUGGACAGCGCUAUUGAGUCAACCAGGAGACGUCUCUUUGAUGGGCAGCCUCGUACCCCAGGAGAGUUGCUAGCUCUCUUCCGGUAUCCACGAGACCCCUACACAGUGGAGCAGGCGCGUGCCGGGGAGAUCUUCGAGCAGACUCUUCUGCUCAUCCAGAACCACGUCAACCAGGGUCUCACGGUCGACACCAACGGCACCGCAUUCCGCUACAACGACCUGGUGUCCCCUCACUUUCUGGAUGUGAUUGCCAACCUGUCGGGAUGCACGGCCCACCGUCGCUUCAACAACUGCUCCGACAUUUGCUUCCACCAGAAGUACCGCAGCCACGACGGCACCUGCAACAACCUGCAGCACCCGAUGUGGGGCGCCUCCCUCACGGCCUUCGAACGCCUCCUGAAGUCGGUCUACGACAAUGGCUUCAACCUGCCGAGAGGGGCAAAUGAGCAGCUGCAUAAUGGCUACAGGCUACCUCUGCCGAGGUUGGUGUCCACCACCAUGAUCGGAACGGAGACCAUCACUCCCGAUGACCGCUACACUCACAUGCUGAUGCAGUGGGGCCAGUUCUUGGACCACGACUUGGACUCGACAGUGGCGGCUCUCAGUCAGUCGCGGUUCUCCGACGGCCAGCUGUGCACUCAGGUCUGCACCAAUGACCCGCCAUGCUUUCCGAUCCACUUCCCACCCAAUGACCCACGGCAGCUGCGGAGUGGCGCCCGCUGCAUGUUCUUUGUCCGGUCCAGCCCUGUGUGCGGCAGCGGGAUGACCUCUCUUCUCAUGAACAGCGUGUACCCAAGAGAGCAGAUCAACCAGCUGACCUCUUACAUUGAUGCUUCCAAUGUCUACGGCAACUCACGCCAUGAAUCUGAGGAAAUCCGAGAUUUGGCCAGCCAACGAGGUCUGCUCCGGCAAGGUAUCAUCCAGCGGACAGGGAAGCCUCUCCUGCCCUUUGCUGCUGGACCUCCCACUGAGUGUAUGAGGGAUGAAAACGAGAGUCCAAUUCCAUGUUUCUUAGCUGGAGAUCACCGGGCCAAUGAACAGCUGGGUCUGACCGCUAUGCACACGGUGUGGUUCAGGGAACACAACCGCAUAGCUACGGAGCUACUGAGACUCAACCCCCACUGGGACGGGGACACCAUCUACCACGAGGCCAGGAAGAUAGUGGGGGCCCAGAUGCAGCACAUCACCUACAGGCACUGGUUGCCAAAGAUCCUGGGUGAGGCAGGCAUGAAGUGGAUGGGGCCAUACACCGGUUACAACCCCAAUAUCAACACUGGCAUCGUCAGCGCUUUCGCUACUGCUGCGUUCCGCUUCGGGCACACCCUCAUCAACCCAAUACUCUACAGGUUAGACGAGGACUUCCAGCCUAUCCCCCAGGGACACAUCUCGCUGCACCGGGCCUUCUUCUCCCCGUUCCGCAUCGUGAAUGAGGGCGGCAUCGACCCACUGCUUCGCGGGCUCUUUGGCGUCGCUGGCAAAAUGCGUGUUUCCACACAGAUGCUGAAUACAGAGCUGACGGAGAGGCUGUUCUCGAUGGUGCAUGCUGUGGCCCUGGACCUGGCUGCCAUGAAUAUACAGAGAGGAAGGGACCAUGGUAUCCCCCCGUACAAUGACUACAGGGUCUUCUGCAAUCUGACCUCGGCUCAGACCUUUGAUGACCUGAGGAACGAAAUUAAGAAUCCUAACGUCAGAGAGAAACUGCAGAGGCUGUAUGGCACUCCUCUGAACAUCGAUCUGUUCCCUGCGCUGAUGGCUGAAGACCUGGUCCCUGGCAGCAGAGUGGGGCCCACCCUCAUGUGUCUGCUUGCAACCCAGUUCAAACGCCUGCAGGAUGGGGACAGGUUCUGGUACGAAAACCCGGGUGUGUUCUCUCCUGCCCAGCUGACACAGCUGAAGCAGGCUUCUCUGACGCGGGUGCUGUGCGACAACGGGGACAACAUCACACGCGUCCAGCCGGACGUCUUCAGGGUGGCCGAGCUGCCCCACGGCUACGGCAGCUGUGACGACAUCCCUCAGAUUGACCUGCGCAUGUGGCAGGACUGCUGUGAAGACUGCAGAACCAAGGGGCAGUUCAACGCCCUGUCAUACCACUUCAGAGGACGCAGAUCAGCUGAGCACAGCUACAAAGAGGAGGGACUGGCCAACAGCGUCCAGGAGAACAGCCCAGUGAAGGAAGCCGGACAAAGUAUUGUAAAUGUCACUGUGACCUCCAAAAAAAGCACUGAACCAUCGAUCAACGACUUCCAGGACUUUGUCUCCGACAUGCAGAAGACAAUCACAGGUUUACGAAAGCAGAUUAAAAGACUCGAGGCCCGUCUGAGCAAGACCGCCUGCACUGACAGCGAGGGACGCGAGCGGACAGACGGAGAGCGCUGGAAACAGGACUCCUGCACCAUAUGUGAAUGCAGAGACACCCAGGUGACCUGCUUUGUGGAGUCUUGUCCACCAGCUGAGUGCAAACGGCCCGUCAAGCUAAAAAGCGCCUGCUGCCCGAUGUGCCGUGAACAAGCCGAUGUUGAGAAGCAGCCUCGAGCGGACACCCGCCACGAAUAA